This is a messenger RNA of Trichoderma gamsii, 2598 nucleotides long. RefSeq lists its product as hypothetical. Gene Ontology annotation, biological process: interstrand cross-link repair. The coding region runs from base 1 to 2598 and encodes 865 amino acids. The record is from RefSeq and is a predicted model, not a curated record. The transcript is spliced from 2 exons. Gene Ontology annotation, cellular component: nucleus. Gene Ontology annotation, molecular function: 5'-3' exonuclease activity; flap-structured DNA binding; 5'-flap endonuclease activity. NCBI's taxonomy places the organism in Eukaryota, Fungi, Ascomycota, Sordariomycetes, Hypocreales, Hypocreaceae.
AUGGAUGCUUUUGUAAAACGGCUGCCAAGGGGAGAAGUCGAAACUCAGAGCAACGCGCGCCCGCUGCAGAAUGCGUCGUUGGCAGUGGAGAGACCGACCAAACGUCUAAAGAGAGACGAAGUCUCUGAUUCUGAAUCCGAAUCAGGAUCAGAAGAUCCCAUUGAACUUGUGCUCGAGCAUGAACCGAGUGAAAUUUUGUCGGAAGAGGCAUUAUCUGAUGAAAAGGACCGGCACCGAGCCAAAGAGCGAGUCACUGACUUUGAGAAUGCACUGCCGCCAACCGAGGCCAGCCAAGAGGCAAUUGAAGAGUAUGAGACUCUUAAAUCUUCCCAAAGCAACGCCGGGGAGGAAAUCCCAAACAAGAAAAUAGCUCCUCUAUGGAUCAAAGGCCGGAGCUCGAUAUACGUGGAUGCAUUCAAUCUCACACUAGAUACCGUCUUGGAAGAGGAAUCGUCUCUUUUUAGUAGUAAAGAACUUGAGAUUUUCAACCAAUGGAAGAGUCUGAAUUAUGAAGCGCAGUAUUUAUAUGUUCGCCUGUUUCUCCGAAAGACUGCAGCCUGGCAUCGGUCAUCGCGCUUAGGUUAUUUCAACGAUAUUUCAGAUCAUGCUACGGCUAUUGCUACGCUUCAAGAACGCAGAACUCUAUCAUCGGAGGUCGCAAGCAGUCCGCCAGUUCAACUUGAGCCAUCAAGCGUUGGGCUAGAAGACCCGGACGAUGGCAAUACUUUUACGUUUGCAGAUGCGUCUGAGGACUACAUCGACACAGUCGAAGAAGCCGCAUCGCUUCUGUACCUUGAUGAGCUCAAGGCGAUUGCCAAAGAAGCCAAAGUCCAUGGAAAAACCAAAUUGGACAUGAUCAAGGCUUUGUGCCGGAUGAGCCAGCAGCAAGCCGGGCUGAUGGCUCUAGGUAUCAGUAGGCAAAAUAAUGCGGAUUCGAGCGCUUCUAAAAGGGCAGACCAUCCUGUCCAAACGGCUUCAAAGCUUAAGAGAGAAGAUUCCAACCGUCAACAGCACUUCUUAGCUAAAAUCCUUGCUAUUGUUGGCCCCUGUAUACGAAUAUCUCCAGCUACCUUCAAGCUUUUCGAAAGAGUGCACUUGGUUUUUUACAGAUCUACAGAAUGGACGGAGAAGUCACUGACGACAAUCAUACUGGCAAAGAUUGCCAGACGGAAUUUCCCCGAGUACAUUGUUUCUCGAUCUUCAACGAUAUUUUCCUCUCGAGCUCGGUUGUUAGAAUUUGAGGCCGCAAUACGCAUGGAAGCAGACGUUGACACCAUUCUUGAAUCCAAUGGACCACUGGAUGAAAAGGGCUCAGAUCAUAUACUUGAUAUCUUUGAAAAGGUGUACCCCCGGUGGAGUGCUCUGGUCCAAGAAGAAACCGAGAAAGAGCGAAAGUUUUACGAGAUGGGAGAAGGGGCGUACCUCAGAAGAUUCAACCCCGGUCACUCAUAUACUCGCAUAAUUGUAAAGGCUGCAUUUGUGUUUGGCAAGCUCAAGAAUCAUCUGAAGGAGCAUCAGCUUUUGACUGAACUUUUGGACCAACGGCUCUUUCACUUAGCCCGAAGAGGCUCGUGGUACCAACGCAAAGCUCUCUUAGAGGAGCACUAUAUGCCUAGCCUUGAUCCAGAUCCCACUUCUCAUGACUUGGAGCAACAAAAGAAGCGAUGGAGGACAACAGCGGUCUCAACUUGUGAGGCAGGCCUCCAAGAUCCGGAUUGCCAUCUCAUACAUCACUACGAUUUGCAAAAACGAUUAGUCAAGCUAGAGAAGAAACUCCGCAUCCCCAAGCGUCUUCAGCAUGAUUUUGGACAUGUACGCCUUGCUGACCCCUUGGAACUGUCCGUUGAGGGAAUCCAGUUGAAGCGAAAUACCCCACCGAAGCUGGGAGGCCAGGCUCUAAGCACAAGAACCAUUUGGCUGGACGAGUCGGACUCUGGCGGUGAAUGCACCGUGGAAGAGAUGUGCUUGAGUCACUUCCAGUCACAGGGGUGGAAGGGAUACCAUGCUGAAGGGGGUAUCAUCCGCACCCUGUUUGCCUAUCUGUUCUACGACAUUAUGUUUCUCUAUAUCCCCAACGUUUUCCAGACGGCUUUCCAGACUUGCCCCCUGGACUUGCAUACAGACGCCUUCUUCCCGGCUCGAAUUUCGGAAAUCAACCAUCGACUUGUUGAGAUUGCCAACGGAGAGGGCGAACGGCUGCUACGUGGGGUGUGGGAAAGGGAGCACGAGCGAAAAACAAGUGUGAUAGGGCUCAAUUGGGAUUUUGAAGUGGAGGACUUGUUAGAGCUAGUACGCUGCUUCGAAGGUAGCGCUCUAGCCGCUUUAUGCAAGGUGAUGGCACAGGAAUACAGGCAACGAGGUGGAGGCAUCCCGGACCUCAUCCUCUGGAGAAUGGCGGAAAACAACGGCGCGGAAGCUCAGAAAGCUCAGAACGAAGAGCCAGGAAAGGCAAGAGGCGAGGCCAUGUUUGUAGAGGUCAAGAGUGCAAACGACCGGCUAAGCGACACGCAGCGGCUGUGGAUCCACGUUCUCACGGGUGCCGGGGUCAAAGUUGCUCUCUGCAAUGCCGUCGCAAAGGAAAUCAGAGAACUUGGCUAG